UUUAACACGAAGUUUUCCUCGUACUCAUUGUUACAUUCUAUAAAUCAAGUUCGAUACAACCCCAUCGCAAAAUCAGUGUGCAAGCAUUCCAAUCGCUCCCAAAAUCUUUUCUAAUUUGUUCAUAACUCAAUAAUUCUCAUCAUGGGCUCCUUGAUUGUUCCAGGUGAACAUGAUCACAAACUAAAGCUUGUUUCUCUUCCCUUUGUAUCAACCAGUCACCUCAUUCCCGUAGUAGACAUAGCUAGGCUCUUUGCCAUUCAUGGUGUUGAUGUCACCAUAAUCACCACCACAGCCACUGCCGCCAUUUUCCAAAGCUCUAUCGAUCGCGACCGUGACCGCGGCCACGCUAUUAGAACCCACGUUGUCAAGUUCCCAUGUGAACAAGUUGGGUUGCCAGAAGGAGUAGAGAGCUUCAACUCCAACACUCCUCGGGAUUUGGUCCCCAAAAUCUACCAGGGACUCACCAUUCUCCAAGACCAAUACCAACAACUCUUCCAUGACUUGCAGCCUGAUUUCUUGUUCACCGACAUGUUCUACCCCUGGACUGUGGAUGCUGCUGCUAAGUUGGGAAUUCCACGGCUCAUUUAUGUUAGUGGAGGUUACCUUGCUCACUCUUCUCAGAACACAAUUGAACAAUUCUCACCUCACACCAAGGUAGAUUCGGAUACUGAGAGUUUUCUGCUUCCUGGAUUGCCCCAUGAAUUGAAGAUGACGCGUUUGCAGUUACCGGAUUGGCUUAGAGCACCGACAGGUUAUACUUAUUUGAUGAACAUGAUGAAAGACUCGGAGAGAAAGAGCUAUGGAUCGCUGUUGAAUACUUUUUAUGAGCUUGAGGGAGAUUAUGAGGAGCAUUACAAGAAGGCCAUGGGAACUAAAAGUUGGAGUGUUGGACCAGUUUCCUUUUGGGUGAACCAAGAUGCUUUGGAUAAGGCCGAUAGAGGGCAUGCCAAAGAAGAGCAAGGGGAAGGAGAAGAAGGGUGGCUCACAUGGCUUGAUUCCAAGACAGAGAACUCUGUUCUCUAUGUGAGUUUUGGGAGCAUGAACAAGUUCCCUACUCCUCAACUUGUUGAAAUAGCUCAUGCCCUUGAGGAUUCAGACCAUGAUUUCAUUUGGGUGGUUAGGAAAAAGGGUGAAAGUGAAGACGGGGAAGGCAAUGACUUUCUCCAAGAGUUUGAUAAGAGAGUGAAAGCAAGCAACAAGGGGUAUCUAAUAUGGGGUUGGGCACCACAACUUCUCAUACUAGAGCAUCAUGCCAUUGGAGCUGUGGUGACACACUGUGGAUGGAACACAAUAAUCGAAAGUGUUAAUGCUGGUUUGCCAAUGGCUACUUGGCCUCUGUUUGCUGAGCAGUUUUACAAUGAGAAGUUGCUGGCUGAGGUGCUGAGAAUUGGGGUGCCAGUGGGGGCAAAGGAAUGGAGGAAUUGGAAUGAGUUUGGAGAUGAGGUGGUAAAAAGGGAAGAGAUAGGAAAUGCAAUUGGUGUUUUGAUGGGUGGUGAAGAGUCUAUAGAAAUGAGGAGAAGAGCAAAAGCACUUAGUGAUGCUGCUAAGAAAGCUAUUCAGGUUGGAGGGUCUUCUCACAACAAUUUGAAAGAACUGAUCCAGGAGUUGAAGUCACUCAAACUGCAGAAGGCCAACCACAAAAGUUAGGCCAACUCUUGGGGAUAAUUGCAAUCAAUUCAGGACAUAGCACUGUGAUUCUAAAUAAGUGACAUGCCUCAUUCAAAAAUAGUGUGAAAUAUAAUAGUAUUGUUACCUAGUAAUUGUACUACUUAUGAAAUAAAAGAAUUCUAAGUGUUUGUAUGUUUUUGGUUAAAUUAGAGUAGUGUGAUCCAAUGAUUUGAAAGAUUUUGCAACUGGACACUUCUUUCUGUAAUCAUGUUAUUAGUGUCAACAUAAUUAGGUAAAUCUUUGAUUUAUUGCUUUUCCUAUAA
Messenger RNA from Glycine soja, 1931 nucleotides. RefSeq names its product soyasapogenol B glucuronide galactosyltransferase-like. Gene Ontology annotation, molecular function: UDP-glycosyltransferase activity. The transcript has 2 exons. The coding region runs from base 142 to 1647 and encodes 501 amino acids. The record is from RefSeq and is a predicted model, not a curated record. NCBI's taxonomy places the organism in Eukaryota, Viridiplantae, Streptophyta, Magnoliopsida, Fabales, Fabaceae.